AUGGGCACUAACAAGCCAUACGACGGCAGUUCUGCAAACAAUUUUGUUGUUAAGGACGCUCCGGCAACGGUACGUUACAUCCCAAAUUUCAUAACACCAGAAGAGGAAGAGUACUUGAUUGCUCAGAUUGACUCAGCUCCAACUCCAAAAUGGCAGGUGCUUCGAGACAGACGUGUUCAGUCGUGGGGUGGCGUUGUGGGGAAGUUUGGUCUUAUUCCAGACGGUGUGCUUCCAAAAUGGCUGGAAGAUAUAGUCAGUAAAUUAAUGGCAGUACCAGAUGUGUUUCCAGACAGCUCUCGUCCUAAUCACGUGCUCAUUAACGAUUAUCAUCCCGGCAAUGGGAUUAUGUCAUUUCCUCCAAUGAUUAUGCCAUUUUUGAAAAGGAGAAGAAAUGAAUGCGUUCUUCUUGUGAAAAAAAAAAUCUUUUAUGAACAUACUGAUGGUCCUGCAUACUAUCCGCUGGUCGCUACAAUCUCUUUAGGAAGUGGCCUGAUGAUUGAUUACACACGGGGAAUUGAUCCAGACGUGAUUACUUUUACUGCUACAGAAGGAUUUAACGAUCGUUAUAUCGGUUCAUUGUUUCUGGAAGCGCGAAGUCUAGUUUUGCUCUCUGAUGUUAUGUUUACAUCUUAUUUACAUGGAAUAGCAAACAGAACAGUUGAUGUUAUAACCAAAGAAACGUUCAACAGAGAUACUGUAGGAAAGGAAGUCGGUACUGUGAUACCCAGAACUCGAAGGAUAUCAUUGACAGUCAGAAAUGUUCCGAAAGUACGUCGAAGUGUUGCAAGUUUUUUGAAAAAAAAUUGA
Messenger RNA from Enterobius vermicularis (human pinworm), 807 nucleotides. The record is from the annotation of a GenBank genome assembly. Lineage: Eukaryota; Metazoa; Nematoda; Chromadorea; Rhabditida; Oxyuridae.